Orbicella faveolata is the source of this 370-nucleotide messenger RNA. RefSeq lists its product as uncharacterized. The record is from RefSeq and is a predicted model, not a curated record. NCBI's taxonomy places the organism in Eukaryota, Metazoa, Cnidaria, Anthozoa, Scleractinia, Merulinidae.
AGUGCUUUAAAAAAAUGAAACAACAAAAGAACAUUGGCCCCAUGAGAGAGGCGUCAAAAUCUUGGAGUGCUAAAAGGAAACUUGUCCUUGAAAGCGCCACAGAUGAAAACAAGCCACCUUCCAAAUGUCAGACAAGAGGUGCAAAGGCUGCCAUGUUACAAGAAGAGUCUGUUCCACAUGGAACCCGCCUUAUUGAUCUAGACGUCUUCCAUCAAAAUAUCAAACAGUGUCACUUUUGCCAUUCAGGUCCACUGUCAUUUUGCAAUGUGAAGAAUGAGAUUCAACAUGGCCUAGCCGGUACAUUCUUGAUACCCUGCUCAUUUUGUGGCAAAACCAAUGAGAUUUAAACUUCUGGGGAACAAAAAAGUGG